Messenger RNA from Zeugodacus cucurbitae (melon fly), 4220 nucleotides. RefSeq names its product centrosome-associated zinc finger protein CP190 (gene Cp190). Lineage: Eukaryota; Metazoa; Arthropoda; Insecta; Diptera; Tephritidae. The record is from RefSeq and is a predicted model, not a curated record. Gene Ontology annotation, biological process: regulation of transcription by RNA polymerase II. Gene Ontology annotation, cellular component: nucleus. Gene Ontology annotation, molecular function: DNA-binding transcription factor activity, RNA polymerase II-specific; protein binding; RNA polymerase II cis-regulatory region sequence-specific DNA binding. The transcript is spliced from 4 exons. The coding region runs from base 288 to 4106 and encodes 1272 amino acids.
UUGGUUCUUGUUUUCGGAAAACAUUAAACGACGAGUAAUUUUUUCGUUUUCUUUACAUUUUCGUAGGAUUCAUUUUCAGAUUGCAGCGGCAUAGUAAAAUGCAAAAGCGGGUUAAAUAAAUUGCCACAAUAAUAAAUGUUGUAAACAUUUUGCAUUCGAAUUUUGACGUUUUAUAACGCGGAGCCGUUAAGUUUUAUCAAGAAUUAUCUUAUUCAGAAAAGAAACGAGAGUGGAAGUGAUACAAGUGUUAAAAUUUCUGUUCUAAUCUCGAAAUUCGCACCUUUACUAUGGGUGAAAUCAAGUCAGUGAAAGUGGACAACUGGGGUGUCUUUUUCCUUCAGAAAUUACAAAACUUCUUCAAUAAGACCGACUACUGUGAUCUUACACUACAGUUUCGAGACAACUCUCAACUGAAGGUCCACCGCUUAGUGCUUAGCGCUUGCACAGAUUAUUUCAACGUCCUGGAGCAAACAUGCGAAAUGGUAGACGAUGCGCUCAUUAUGCCUAAUGAAUUGCAAGCCGAUGUGGUUGUACCUAUUGUAAAUUUCAUGUACACCGGAACGUUAGAAUUCGAGCUCAAAAUGUAUGGAAAGCUGUUACGAACAGCAAAGGAUAUGAAUAUGACAGUUUUACUAAAGUUGUUGGAAGCACACCGUCGUACAAUGGAAGGAGUAAACCGUAUGCAACGGCCGCCUAGCCCAAAACCAUUGCGUCGUCGAGUGCCUGUAGCUGGAAAUUUGCCUUCACAGCAGCCUGGCAUUCAACAACGUCGUAUAUUAACGUCACCAAAUAGUGUUUCUGGUGUUCAGCGUCGUAUUGCUCAGGCAAAGGCGAGUAGUACUAAUCCAUCUCCAUCAACUCCUGCUAAUAUACAAAGCCAAUACCGCCAACAGAUAGGGUCAACUUCUCUAAUAAAAACAAAUAUUGGAAAUAAUAACUCUAAUACAGGACAGUGCCGGUCACAAUUUGGUAACCAGACCAUACCUGAAUCACAUUCAACUACAAUUAAACAAGAGCCUGAAGAGACAACUGCAACAUCACCAUUUGAACAGUUACGUAAAGGUUAUAACAAUAAUAAACGACCCGCUAGCAAUACUUUGAUAUCUCCGCCAACAAAGAAAUUAAAUAUUGAAGAUGUAAAAGAAUUUGCCGAACAACAGCGAAUGAGGAAACAGAUUGCUGCUGAAUUUGGUGAUGAUCAAGGAGAGUAUGAAAGUAGUAUGAUGGAAGACGACAUACAUAAUGACGAUGAUGACGACGAUUUAGCUACUUCAUCUGCCACAGCUGCACCGUCGGCCAUACAGCCAUCCACAUCGCGUCAUACUCAAUUGCAACAUGGAGCCACCACAAUUACCAUUAACCAAAAUGAGAAGCCGCCUACUAUUGUCGUCAAAGAUAGUUCCAAUUCCAAAAUGAAUCAUGCUAAAAUCAUCAAAGAAGUGCUACGUCAGUAUCCACAUUUAGUAAAGAGUAAUAAAAAUAUCAAGUUAAAGAUUAUGCCCAGCUCUGGUGACCAACCCCAAAAAAUUAUUGUAAAGAAAGAACAGUUGGAAGGCAUUACUGGUAACACACAAAGUCAGUCUUCGUCCCCAUCUCAAUCAGUGCUGCGUGGACAAACCUCAUCGCAAACAUUAUUGAAACCAAUGGAGAAGUCUCAAAGCAGUGUGAAUCAAACAGCAUCACAGCAGCCAGUACAACCGAAAGUAUCACCAACACAGCAGAAAGAUUCAGCCACAUCAGUAACGUCUACCAAUCUGAGCAAUGUUGACAGCGCAACGUCAUCGUCAGCGCCCGCUCAAAAACGGCGAAUUGAUAGUAAAACAAUGCAUGCGUUAAUUGCAUUAGGGGCAGAAAAUACCACUGGUCCUUGGCUGUGUCUCCGUUGUGGAGUUAAUGGACGUCCCAUAAGUAUUCCAUCGUAUCGGGGCUUCCGUCGCCAUUUGAUCAAUACACAUAAAGAGCAAAUUGAUCCAGCUCUAUGCGAGCAUUGUGGUUGGCGUUCAAGCACUAAACGUGAACUUCAUUUUCACAUGGAAGUUGAGCAUAAGGUAAAGACUACCUCAUACACUUUCCCACAAUGCUUGUUGUGUUCUAAUCCGUUUUUAGACACAAACACACUCAAUCAGCAUAUGGUUGAAGCUCAUCCAGAUGAAAACAAACAACAAUGCAUUUAUUGUAAUAAAAUAUUUGCGCGUGAACUACAAUUAUAUAAUCACAUGAAAACCUACCACAAGAAGCAGGCUCUAGAAGAUGGCAUUAUAGAUUAUUCAGAUGAGGAAUUUUCGGAAUCGCAAGACGCUAGUGAAGAUACAAGAGCGACAGAAGUUGCAUCGAAAGAAAAGAAAGAAUCAAAGAUUAAGAUAAUUUCCGAUAUAAGUUUACCCAGCGCCGGUACGAUAAUCAAUAUGGAGAGUAGUAACGUUUCUACUGGCAUAAACGCACAAAUCGGUAUUGCAGGUGAUCAACAAGAAUUUAUGGAAACCAAUGAUAACUCCAUUAUAGCAUCCGAACCCAAAUUCGUUACUGUUGAUGGCAACGAAAUGGUGUUAACAGAUGAGCAGCGACAGGAGAUAAUGGCACAAUUAAACCAAGACCAUGGUGGUGGUGGUGGUGUCGUAAUGGUAUUAAAUGAGCCCACUGAGUAUACUACGGAAGCAACCACUUUAAGCACUCAUCAAGACAAUGUAGAAAACAGUAGUGAAAAGGAACACACAGCACAGGAUACCAAUCCCGAACUUGAGCAAGAACAUGAGGACGAAACUAUGGAAGAAGAAAUUGGAAAUAUAGCAGCUGAAAGUUCAACUGCAGUUGAUGACUUUGACGACAGUCAAAUUUAUAGAGAACUCAAUGAUGCACAGAACACACACGACAACGAAGACGGGCUUACAGGCAUUGUCAAUACAACAGCAGUUGCUGGAGACAAAAAAAAUACUUCCAGCGGAAGUGCAUUGGAUGAGAGCAAGGAAUCAGUAGAGAAUUUGGAAUGGGCGGAAAACUUGAUUAGUGCUCAUGAGAUGGCUGAUCAAGAAAUAGAAGCUGAAAAACAUGCUAAGGAAAAUAAAAAUGUAGAUUCCAUAAAUGAAAAGCUUAAAGAAUUGACUGGCGACUGGUCAGAGGACGAAAACGACGAAGAACAAGAGGUUCCAGCAGCAACUCCAGUGUCAGAAGUAGAUACAAUAGAAGAAUCUUCUGCCAUUAUUGAAAAUAUUUUGGGAGAUAAAGGUAAUACUGUUGAACCCAGUAAAAAUCAAACUACGCAGGAGGACGUUAAAGCUGCUGAAAAAUUAGACAAUAAAUCAAUGGAACCAGAUAAAGCCGACGCUGAAAGUGACAUUUUAGAUGCAGCUGAAGACAACGCCAUUCUUCAAGAUGAUGAUCCCACAUACACAAAUGCAAACGUGGAUGAUUCGAAGGGGGAUGAAGAUGAUUUAGAUACGUUAAUGAAAAAUUUACAUAAGGAGGACACAGAUGCAACAACUGAAAUGGAAGGUGAGGAAAAAGAGAAUGAAGAAGAAAAACCGAAUGAAGUCGUCGCAGAUGAUCAUGAUGUAGCAACUCAAAAGGAAGAGUUUACUACUUCUUCAAAAGACACAAUGGCAAUUGAAUCUGACUAUAUGUCAACAGAAGCAGAUAGAACAGAUAAUACUAUUAGUGCUACGGGGGCCAGCGAAAGUUCACUUCAACGUGAUGUGCUGUUGGAAGAACUUUCUAUAAAAGAAGAAUUUAUUGCAGAAAGCUCUUCAGUAGAAACUAAAGUUAUAAAAGUAUCGUCCGAGGAGACUCCAGAAUCUUCUACAACAGUCAAAAAAUCAACUGAUGUGGUUGAAGCCUCCCAAAUAGACGAAGAUAAAGAUGCAAAUGAAGUUAUGAAAGAGAAACCCGAAACCGAAAAUGAUCGGGACGAUGCUAACAUUAAAACUGACGAAAAAGCCAUACAAGAUGUUGGUACGGGAGCCAGCGAAGCAAGCAAAGAUAAUGACGAAUUAUUAAAAACAUCAGAACGCGUUAAUAGUCUUAUUAGCGAAUGGGGUGAAGAUGAGGAGGAAGAAGAGCAAAUAACUCCUCCUACGGCUAUAAUCACAACGGAGGAGGAAGGAACUCUUUGAGAUCUAGAUUUAAUUGCAAUGUAAGUUUUUAAACGGUUUAAGAAUGAUUAAAUAUACAUAUGUAGCCGUAGAUAUACUACAUACACAUAUUCAUCAUAAGCUGUUAAUUUAUUU